Helianthus annuus (common sunflower) is the source of this 2736-nucleotide messenger RNA. RefSeq lists its product as uncharacterized. The transcript has 10 exons. NCBI's taxonomy places the organism in Eukaryota, Viridiplantae, Streptophyta, Magnoliopsida, Asterales, Asteraceae. Bases 1 to 2736 code for a protein of 911 amino acids. The record is from RefSeq and is a predicted model, not a curated record.
AUGGAUAUAGAUAACACAAUUUCAAGUAAGUAUGAAGUUGACCUUCAAGCAAUUCAAUGUCAAAUGUGUGCUGAAGAAAGAGAAAAAUUGAAGUAUCUUCUUCAACAAAAGAGAAACAACAGAGGUUGUCAUCCUGCAUCAACAUCUGAUUCUGUUGAAAGGAGUCCAUUUUCAAAAACUUCAAGUGUUUCAUGCACCAAUGUUCAGAGAAGGAAUGUGUAUCAUCUUCCUGUUUAUGCUACUCCAAAUAUUAGUAGUAAUUUGUUUUACUCAUCUACACAAGUAAAAGAUAAGACAACUUCAAGUAGGUAUGAAGUUGACCAUCAAGCAAUUCAACGUCAAAUGUGUGCUGAAGAAAGAGAAAAAAGGAAGUAUGUUCUUCAACAAAAGAGAAACAACAGAGGUUGUCAUCCUGCAUCAACAUCUGAUUCUGUUGAAAGGAUUCCAUUUUCAAAUACUUCAAGUGGUUCAAUCAACAAUGUCGAAAGAAGGGAUGUCCAUCACACUCCUUUUGGAAGUACCAAGCAAAUAUCCAAUUUUGUUGAGAGGACUCCGUUAUCAGAUAUUACAAAUUGUGGAAUAUCUAAAAUUGAAUUACAAAUGAGUGAUGAGAUGUUACCAGAUUCUGUGGUUAAGAAGAUUCAUGGAAUUUCUAAAGAUUAUAUUGAUCAUGGAGAUGCCAUAUUUGUGUGUUGUAAAUGUGAUGCAAUUUCUCACAUAGAAUGCAAAACUACAAGAAACAACCAGCUUGAUAGUACAACCAUAGAGGGUCUUAAAGAUAUGUUGGAUUCUUGCAAUCCUCUUGUCCAAUCCUUCAGAAUGGUAAGAGAUUGUUUUCAAGAAAAUGAGUUUCAAGAUGUAAGCUUGAAGCUUAUUGGAACAAGAGAUAAGGAUGGAAGAGUUCACAAUUUGCCAACAGCAUCAGAAAUUGCUGCUUUAAUACAUGGUGAUUUUGAUGGAGCAUUUGAUAAACGGGACAUUGUUGUUAGAAAGAAGUCUGGUGGUCUUCAAAGAAUCAAUGAGCUUCAUCCCUCUUACCUUGCUUUGCAAUAUCCACUUAUUUUCCCAUAUGCUGAAGAUGGUUAUAGAGUUGGUAUUAAACAUAGAGGGAUUGCAAUUGAUGAUGAGAAUUUGAAUGCUACUACUGAAAGUGGAGAGAAUAAUGCCUCAAGUUGUGGUAAACCUAUACUUUUACCUUCAUCAUUUACUGGUGGUUCUAGAUAUAUGAUGCAAAAGUACUUGGAUGCUAUGGCAAUUUGCAAGUCUGUUGGAUAUCCCGAUUUAUUCAUAACGGUGACUUGUAAUCCAAACUGGCCUGAGAUUUACAGGUGUCUGCACGAUAAAGCUCUUAAUGCUGAAGACAGACCGGAUAUUAUCUCUAGAAUAUUCAAGUGUAAAUUGGAUCAUCUUAUAAAAGAUUUCAAGAAACAUAAAUUCUUUGGUGAUAUACAACCAGUUAUGUAUACAGUGGAAUUUCAGAAGCGUGGACUCCCACAUGCUCACAUAUGUUUGUUCUUGGGUGCUGAAAGCAAAUUUCCAAAUGCAUCUGAUAUUGAUCGUGUUAUUACUGCUGAGAUACCAGAUAAAGAAAGAGAUCUUGAAUUAUAUGAGUUUGUCAAGCAAUUUAUGAUUCAUGGACCAUGUGGUACAGACAACCCACUUUGUCCAUGUAUGGUUCAGCAAAAAUGUUCUAAAACGUUUCCCAAAAAAUAUGUAGAUGAGACUUGUGUUGAUUCUGAAGGAUAUCCAGUCUAUCGUCGCCGUCAAACAAGUAAUACGGUAGUAAAGAAUUGUGUGACACUUGAUAAUAGAUUUGUAGUUCCUUACAAUACUCUCCUGCUCAGAAAGUAUCAAUGCCACAUUAACGUUGAAUGGUGCAACCAGUCAGGUUCUAUCAAAUAUUUGUUUAAAUUUAUUAAUAAGGGGCCUAAUAGAGUGACUACUUCUGUUUUUCAAGCCAAUAGCACCAAGAAUAAUACGGAACAGAAUGUAGCUGUAGAUGAGAUAAAAGCAUACCAUGAUUGUAGAUAUAUCUCUGCUUGUGAAACUGCUUGGAGAAUAUUCAUGUAUAUUAUACAUUAUAGAUAUCCAGGUGUUGAAGUAUUACCUUUUCAUUGUGAAGAUGGUCAGAGUAUUAUGUAUAACCAUCAUGAUAAUUUGUGUGAUAUUGUUACUGAUCCAACUGUGAAAAUGACAAUGUUUACAGAGUGGAUGAAUUGUAAUAAAGUCGAUGAAUUUGCCAGGACAUUGAGGUAUGUUCAGUUUCCGGGAUAUUAUGUAUGGAAUGCUAAAAAUCGCAAAUGGAAUCGAAGAAAGCAUCCGUAUGGAUCAAUUGGGAAGGUACAUUAUGUCCCACCAUCACUUGGUGAUUGUUAUUACCUAAGGAUUUUACUGAAUCAUAUUAAGGGACCAACCUGUUUUGAAGAUAUAAAAGCAAUUGAUGGGCAAGUUUUUAAAACAUUUAAAGAUGCAUGUUUUGCACGGGGGCUGUUGGAUGAUGUUAAAGAAUAUGUUAAUGUUGUCAAAGAAGCUAGCACAUGGUCAACCAGAGAUUUCUUGAGGGCCUUUUUUGUAAUGUUGUUGCUAUCAAAUUCGAUAUCUUGUCCUGGUGAUUUUUGGUCAGAAACGAAGUCCCUGUUAUGUGAAGACAUUUUGUAUCAGCAACGAAAGAUAACUGGUAUUGCAGAUUUGGAUCUUCAACAGGAAGAACUUGAAUGUCACACCCCGACCACGUAG